AUGUCAUGUCCCAACAGCGCGGCUCCCAACGCCUUCCUGAUGGAGCCGCUGGCUCGCCCCGAGCCCUUCGCCGCUGGCCCGGGGCUCUUCGCCCAGCCCGGCGACUUCUCGCCCCUGCGGAGCUGCGCGGCCCUCCCGAAACGCGACGAGGCCUCGCUGGGCUCCUUCCCGCCCUACCUGGCGCAGCUCGACACCUGGGCCGACCCCAAAAGCGCUUUUAGGAUCGAGCAAGCUGCUGCGCGGCCGCUGCCGAGCUGCGCCUUCCCCGCCGUCAAGGAGGAGGGCGGCUGCUGCAUGUUCCCGGCGGAAAAAAGGGCCAAAAACCCCCAAAACCUCGCCGAGGGCUCGCUCUUCCCCUCGCCGCUGGCCGAGCCCUGCCUGGGCGACCACGAGGUGCCGGUGGCCGGCUACUACCGCUACCCCUCGCUGGAGAAAAGCCCCGAGGCGGCGGAAUUCCAGGCGGCCUUGGAGGGCAGGAGCGGCCGCAGCGAGCGGCUGGAAGCGGCCGAGGGCGCUUCACCCAAAUUCCGGCGGAAUUGCCCCGAAAACGCCGGCGCGGAGCAGCCGCGGGGGGAAAUCAAAUCGGAAAAAACCAAACUGAGCGCGGGCGAGGAGCAGAAGGAGGCGAGUAAAAGCGCGGACGCGGCCAGCACCGAUAAUUCCGACUGCGAGGCCAAAGAGGAGGCGAAGGCGGAGGGCGCGGGGGGGACGUGGCUGACGGCGCGCAGCGGGCGCAAGAAGCGCUGCCCCUACACCAAGCACCAGACGCUGGAGCUGGAGAAGGAGUUCCUGUUCAACAUGUACCUGACCCGCGAGCGCCGCCUGGAGAUCAGCCGCAGCAUCGCGCUCACCGACCGCCAGGUCAAGAUCUGGUUCCAGAACCGGCGCAUGAAGCUCAAGAAGAUGAACCGCGAGAGCCGCGGCCGCGAGCUCAGCGCCGCCUUCGCCUUCAGCUGA
Molecule: messenger RNA, 957 nt
Organism: Vidua chalybeata
Lineage: Eukaryota; Metazoa; Chordata; Aves; Passeriformes; Viduidae
Gene: HOXC10
Product: homeobox C10
Exons: 2
Coding region: 1-957 (318 amino acids)
Biological process (GO): regulation of transcription by RNA polymerase II
Cellular component (GO): nucleus
Molecular function (GO): DNA-binding transcription factor activity, RNA polymerase II-specific; RNA polymerase II cis-regulatory region sequence-specific DNA binding
Source: RefSeq, a predicted model, not a curated record